CGUAGAUCUUUCUCACAUCAAGUUCCUCUCGUGUGUUAUAAUUUCAUCCUUUUUGAUCAAGAGUUUCUUGGAAAGUUCGUUGAUCAUGGCCACGCGUUGCAGAUUUGAGAAUAACAACGAAGUCGGCGUUUUCAGCAAAUUGACGAAUUCUUAUUGUCUUGUUUCUCUCGGUGGAAAUGACGUAUUCUACAACAUUUUUGAAGCAGAGGUAGGCGACCAGAUUCCAGUAAUCCGUACAUCAAUGGCUGGCUGCAGAAUCAUAGGUCGUUUAUCUGUUGGUAAUAGACAUGGCUUGCUCGUUCCAAACUCAACCACUGAUACAGAGCUGCAAUAUCUGCGCAACACUUUACCAGACUCAGUAAAGCUACAGAGAGUGGAAGAAAGACUUUCAGCACUAGGCAAUGUUGUAGCUUGCAAUGACUAUGUUGCCCUGGUUCACCCGGAUAUUGAUAGAGAAACAGAAGACAUAAUUGCAGACACAUUAAAAGUAGAAGUAUUCCGUCACACAAUCGCCUCAAACCCGCUUGUUGGAUCAUAUUGUUCUCUUUCUAACCAAGGUGGUCUGGUGCAUCCGAACACUUCAACACAAGAUCAAGAUGAAUUAGCUACACUACUACAAGUGCCUAUUGUUGCGGGCACUAUCAAUCAAGGAUCAGAACUAAUUGGAGCUGGAAUGGUAGUUAAUGAUUGGUGUGCCUUUGUAGGACUUCCCACAACAACAACAGAAAUAUCUGUCAUUGAAAGUAUAUUCCGGUUGAAUGAUCAAAAACCUUCGAAUAUUACAUCUCAAAUGAGAUCAACACUGAUUGACAGUCUGGCCUGAUCAAGUGAGUAAUUUCAACGUUCUUGGAUGUCCGAUUUUCAUUGCCUUUACAUUAAAUGCACCAGGAUUCUUCCCGGGUAAAACCUGAUCUCGCAUCAAAAUGAGUCUUCUUCGUGUGUAAGCAACUCCAAUGCAUGCAGGUUGCACAACGACAAAUACAUCAUAAUGAGUCUUCAAAUCACACCAACAUAACAAGAAACAGUUAGUUCAUGAAAGUACCUUCUGGUAUUUUCUCAACAAUUUCAUUAAGGAUAAUUAAGAUAAAAAAUCAAAUUGAGGUAUCUUAUACUUCAAAAGUGAAUAUUUGUAUGUAUUUUCGUAAUAUAGUAUGGGUUUUAAAGUUUUUAUAACUGUUGGUCUCCAACAAUAGCAAGUCGUUAUUCUUGUUAGUCCCAAGUUUUUAAAAAUGUCAUCAGGUACUCAAAAACCUUCUCUAACUCUAAGUUUUUCCCUCAUCAUUGGCAUCCUCUGAUAUUUGUUUUGAGGUUCUUCGAAUGUCCAUACAUUGGUUUUCUCAUUAGUGGAUUUGAUUCAUUUUUUCAAACAGAUAGACAUAGUUUUCACCAUUAAGAGAAAAACUUAAAGACUCUUCACUCUCUGCUGUGGUUUAAUAACUUCGGACCAAUUCUGUAAUUUUGAAGGUUGUGGUCAUUGCUGCCAACCAGGAAAAUCAAUGUUGUAAUCGAAAGGAAUUUUGUUUUGUUGUAACUGAGGUUGCCAGCCAGUCGGUACAGAUUGAACCGAAUCCUCUUGCGAAAAUUUGACUAUUCUAACAAAUUGAGUAUUGUAACAUUAAGAAUAGUUGAUUGUUACUUUUACCCAAUAACUUCACUCAUGUUACACCUCUGUUAAUUUAUUCGUCCAUUUUGAACUGUCUACAUCAAAGAUUAUGAGCUUGGAAAAAAGUUUGCCAUCUUUUUGUACAAUCUCUAAACAAGUAAUCUGCCUUCUUGAUAAAUAAAACCAUCAAAGCUCAUUCAGAGAUCUUUUUUGUUGUAAACCAUAAUUCCUUGAUAUGCGGUAAAGCUAAUGAUAGUUUUUCAUAAAUUUUUUAUUGUCCACGAAAUUUGCAUGUGACAUGUCUCUUGCAACAUUCUCCAAUCACCUAAUUAUUGUAUUUCAUUAAUUAAUUUAAUGUCUAAUUUGAGACAAGUGUUCGUGUAUACUCAAUGAAAGUGAAGUAUUAUGAGUAGGUAAGAAAAUAUCAAGAAAAGCUGAAAAACUCCAAGUCUUGAACCUAUUAUUAUGCUGUUCAAAAACCUGACUGAUUGAAGUGUUGUAAAUUUCAAUAAAAUGAUAUAAUUUUUUGAUAAUGAA
This is a messenger RNA of Bemisia tabaci, 2140 nucleotides long. RefSeq names its product eukaryotic translation initiation factor 6 (gene eIF6). Lineage: Eukaryota; Metazoa; Arthropoda; Insecta; Hemiptera; Aleyrodidae. Gene Ontology annotation, molecular function: ribosome binding. The record is from RefSeq and is a predicted model, not a curated record. Gene Ontology annotation, biological process: cytosolic ribosome assembly.